Molecule: messenger RNA, 327 nt
Organism: Striga asiatica
Lineage: Eukaryota; Viridiplantae; Streptophyta; Magnoliopsida; Lamiales; Orobanchaceae
Source: the annotation of a GenBank genome assembly
AUGCCUGUUGGAUCUGAAAAAAGAAGCAAAAUUAAAAAAGCAAGCUCCAAAAGCACCAGCCUACCUCUUGUUCAUGUCAAUAUCAGCCUUCUUGCAAACGAUAUUGGCAAACCUGCGGCCGAUACCCUUGAUGGAGGUCAGCGCGAACAUGAUCUUCUGCUUCCCGUCCACGUUAGUGUUCUGCACACGCAGAAUGUGCUGGAAAUCCUCAUUUGCUACCAGCGACUGCCAUAUGAAAUUAUGAAUUCACCACUCAAGAUUAUGAAACUUGAAUACAUCAUAUCACUUGUUAAAUUAUGGGGAAUAGUUGAGGAUCAAAGCGCAUAA